Diospyros lotus (date-plum) is the source of this 2061-nucleotide messenger RNA. RefSeq names its product receptor-like cytosolic serine/threonine-protein kinase RBK2. Lineage: Eukaryota; Viridiplantae; Streptophyta; Magnoliopsida; Ericales; Ebenaceae. The coding region runs from base 448 to 1758 and encodes 436 amino acids. Gene Ontology annotation, biological process: protein phosphorylation. The transcript has 8 exons. Gene Ontology annotation, molecular function: ATP binding; protein kinase activity. The record is from RefSeq and is a predicted model, not a curated record.
AUUCCCCUUCACUUCCCCUUUUCCUCAGACCAUUCACUUUCGAUUUUUGAUCUCUUUGUCGAGUUUCAGUUGAUGGGUUUGCAUCAUUGGUAUCUAUCUCUUCUGGGUUUCCCUUACUUUUUGAUUCUGGCUCUCUCUGUUUUUUGCUUCAAUUUCCUUUCCGACUUUCUCGCCAAGGAAGAAGAGAAAACAGUUCGCAACUUGUCUGAUUCGAGUCUGGAUUCCUCUGGAACUUGGCGUGAACGCCUUGUAUUUAUUUCCUUUGGUGCAUAUUUCUUGGGUUAUUUCUCAAUUUUCUCAGGCUCUCUUUGAAGUUCAAACUCUUCGAUGAUUUUGCGCUUUUGCAGCUUGCUUGUAGCUGUUCAUCAAAUUGGUUGAUUUUCUACUAUCUGGCUUUGAUCAUACUGCAACUUGUAUCUUUCUUCAAGGAGCUGUGAUUUUUUGGCAAUGGAGGGGAAAGAAGACACAUACUCCCCUAAUGGGGUUCUUGAGGACUACUUUAGGACUGUAGAAUCUGAAACAAUCUCUUCAAAAGCAAGCACAUCUGAAUUUGAAGUUCAACCAAACUCCAAAUCUGCAUCUCGAUGGCAUGGUUUGGUGCGGCUACUGAAAUUUAGAUCAAAAAGGUCCUUAGCCACCUUACAUCCUGGUAGUGUCCUGAAACUGUCCAGGAGGCUUAGCAGAAGCAUGAGAGAAUACAUCAGCACUGUGACGAAUCCUCUUGUCGAUGCUGAUUUAAACUAUUUUAGGCCUCAGUGGAAGAUCUUCACCCUCUCUGAACUCCAAUCAGCAAGCAACUGUUUCAGCCAAGAGAAUUUGAUUGGGAAGGGUGGGUAUGCUGAAGUUUACAAGGGCCAGUUGCGAGAUGGGCAGCUUAUAGCGAUUAAACGGAUCACGCGUGGACCACCUGAAGAGAGAAUUGGGGACUUCUUAUCUGAGCUUGGGAUUAUGGCCCAUGUCAAUCAUCCAAAUACUACUAAAUUGAUCGGCUGUGGAGUGGAAGGUGGAAUGUACCUUGUUCUGGAGUUCUCCCCACAUGGAAGCUUAGCUGCUCUGCUUCAUCAUGGUUUGAAGGAGAAGCUGGAUUGGAGUAUUCGGUAUAAGGUAGCGUUGGGAACAGCUGAAGGUCUGUUGUACCUUCAUGAGGGUUGUCGGAGGAGAAUAAUUCACAGAGACAUCAAGGCUGCAAAUAUUUUGCUGACGGAACACUUUGAACCUCAGAUCUGUGACUUUGGGCUUGCGAAAUGGCUGCCAGAGCAAUGGACUCACCAUACCGUGUCAAAAUUUGAAGGCACCUUCGGCUAUCUUGCUCCAGAGUAUCUAAUGCACGGCAUAGUAGAUGAAAAAACCGAUGUUUUUGCCUUCGGGGUGUUGCUGUUGGAACUCAUCACUGGACAUCGAGCACUGGACUACUCGAAGCAGAGCCUCGUCAUCUGGGCAAAACCCUUGAUCAAAAAGAACAAGAUCAGGGAACUUGUGGAUCCUUCUCUUGGCGAUGACUACAACCGACUGCAAAUGAACCUCGUCAUCUUGACUGCUUCUUUAUGCAUACAACAAACCUCCCUUCAACGACCUCGGAUGAGACAGGUUGUGCAGCUUCUAAAGGGCAGCCAUGGCAGCCUGGAGCUGGUGAAGAAAUAUCAGAAGCCUUCGUUUUGGAAGCGGUACUAUGUGGAGCUUUUCUCGGCAGAAGAAUACGGCGGAGCAAGGGACUUAAAUGGCGUUCACCCCCAUAAACAGCCGUCUCUGGAAGCUUGAAUUUCUUCUACUCCAAAGAGAGACCGGAAGGAGAAAGGGUUCAGAUUGCAUCAAAGAACGAAAGCAGUUGACCGUAACGGGCAAAACUAUAAGUCUUAUCUAAACGUUUAAACUUGUAAAUAAUAAGAUCAAACGUUAUCCUUUUUAUUAGUAGAUACUCAAAUUAUUUGAUACGAGGUUUCACAAUAUUUAAUGUAACUGUGAUAAUAGGUCGUUAUGUCUUUAGAGUUUAUUUUUCAUUAAUUGCCAUUUACUUGUAAUUUGAAUACGAGACAGCAUCAAAUUAUUAGUGUAAUUGAGUCU